UCUGAAUUCACGCUCUGACACCAAUUCCCUGGGGCUCACCCAGGCGAAUGUUCUACAAGGCUGGGAUAAUGUUAGAAACGACAAACUUCGCUAUCAUGAAAUAUCUGCAGUUCAACCAGAAACAAUGAAGAGGAGGAUGGCACAUAGGAAAUUACGCUCUAUUCAUAUAUUUAUGAUUACCAUCAACGCAACCCUAGGAACUGGGCUUUACUGGCGCGGCGGGCAGGUCUUGGAACUAGGUGGUUCAUUGGCCGUUAUUCUAUCCUUUCUACUAAUGGGUAUAUUGGCGUGGGUGGUAAUGCAAUCAAUCGCCGAGCUGCUCUGCAUCUGGCCGGUUCCCGGCGCUCUGGCCGUCUUCGUCCGUAAAUUUGUGGAUGAUGAACUCGGAAUUGUUGUAGGCAUCGCAUAUUGGUUCACAUACUCCGUUGCGUUUGCCUACUUAAUCUCAGCUACAGCUGCCGAGAUACACUUCUGGCUCGACAGUGCUGAAUUUGACGGGGUGGUAUUGUAUCUGAUCAUACCGCUGAUACUAAUUCUGAUCAACUCAUUCGGAGUUGAGCUAUAUGGAUGGUUCGAAGUAGCCACUGCUGUGGUCAAGCUCAGCUGCCUGGUUAUCAUUAUCAUUUCAAUGAUAGUGUUCGCUGCUCGGGGAACUCAUGAUCUUGCAAACUGGGAAAACCCUACUCAUUUUGACAACUGCGCAGCUCAUAAUUGGGUAACUGCUCUAUUCAUGUGUUUGUCAAUUGCGACAUUUGCAUAUGUUGGCAUUGAAACUCCAGCAGCCAUUGCCCUUGAGGCUAGGCCUCCGAAGAUGAAGUCUACUGGGUCCGGAGAAUCCCAGCAACUCAACUACACGGGAAACAUAGGAGACACCGUGCGUUUUUCUGCAAAAUGGAUCUCCGUAUUCGCUUGUUUCGCGUACACAUUAUGCGGUUUAUUACUUUCCCUCACUGUGGACGCCACUAACGAGAAGUUACCACGAGUUGAUUGGGUUGAUCAAAGCCAGGCCGCUGUCACUUCAGCUUUCGUUCUCGCCGCAGAACUUUCCCAUGCCCCUGGGGUAGCUAGUGCAUUCAAUGGUUUCCUCGUGCUCACUGCUUUAUCGUGUGCCAACACCAAUCUUUUUAUUGCUUCAAGAAUGCUAUUCGGUCUGAUCAAUCAGAUUGAGGGCGGUCCCGACGAGCGUUGGUAUCUGAAUGUCCUCGCUUGGCUUGGAAGGACGAAUAGUUACAGAGUUCCAAUUCGAGCAAUGGCCGUUUCCGCCCUUGCUUUUAUAUGGUUACCGUUCCUACAGCUUGCCCGCUCCUCUGCAGAAUCAAGUCAGGGUACGGAGACCAAUUCGUUUGAUGGAACAGCUGCGCCUGAAUGUCAAGGUGGAGGUGCUACAUCCGGAAUAACAUCAUUUAUCGAUAUCCUCGCCGAUAUGGGCAGUGUAGGUGUUCUGAUCGUUUGGGCUUGCGAAUGUUGGGCCUUUAUUCGGUAUUAUAACUGCAUCAAUCGACAUAAGGAUGAACUCAUGGAACGGAAGGUGCCGCGAGUUCGUCGAUUUGACGAAGGGGACGACAAUGAUUACCCAUACAUAAGUAAUGGGCAACCAUUCACGGCCUAUUUCGGACUGAUAGCAUGUUUGUUCGUUUUACUGGUAGUUAACGGCGCCGCACUGUGGAACGGGUUUUAUGUCGAGCCAUUCCUGUCUUCAUAUCUUAUUGUGAUCAUUUUCAUACUACUAUGGAUUCUGCUCAAGUAUUUUCGAGACGGCAGAUGGUCUCUCGUCGACCUCUCCGAUCCAAAUACAGUCGAAUCGAUUAUUCGUGGCUUGCAUCAAUUCAGCUUCUCUGGAUACCCGAACGAGUCCACGUCCAACACUGGGAGGAAUUCAUCCAUGUGGCCACUCUCCCUUUUAGCUAGAUCACCUCGGGAAGAUCGAUAACUACCAAUGGGGCUGAAAUCAGGCGGAAUGAUGAGGCAAUGGACAUAACCCCUGACUUGUACGUACAAGUGGUACCUAUGCCCAAAAUAGGUAGACUAAAAUACGAAGUACGAGCGCCAAGACAGCCCUACAGCAAUAUCAGGGUGGCACAUACAAGUGAAGAUCAUUAUUCAACUUUCGUCUCAAGAGCUUUGGUGUUUAGGGAACAUCUAUGUAUAUUGAUAAUUUUUGUUGGAACACCAAUAGCCUGCGUCUAUCUCAACACGUUUCAAAUUCUCGCAUUUUUACGAGAGCCUCUU
Molecule: messenger RNA, 2229 nt
Organism: Annulohypoxylon truncatum
Lineage: Eukaryota; Fungi; Ascomycota; Sordariomycetes; Xylariales; Hypoxylaceae
Product: amino acid permease/ SLC12A domain-containing protein
Exons: 10
Coding region: 125-1930 (601 amino acids)
Biological process (GO): transmembrane transport
Cellular component (GO): membrane
Source: RefSeq, a predicted model, not a curated record